CGUCACGGAGGGCAGGCGGCGGCGGGGAGGGCGCGGAGCGGGGCCGCCGCCUGCCUCUGCGGGGGCCGCCCGGCGGCUGCCCGGCCCGCUGCCCGCCCCCGGCGGGGCGGUGGUUUGUCCAGGAAGCGCCGCCGCCGGUUCCUCCGCCGCCCCGAUCCGCUGCGGCAACCGCUGGGUAUCCAACUGCCAACAUGUCUAGCAAAAAAGCAAAGACGAAGACCACCAAGAAGCGCCCUCAGCGCGCCACUUCCAAUGUGUUUGCGAUGUUUGAUCAGUCGCAGAUUCAGGAAUUCAAGGAGGCCUUCAACAUGAUUGAUCAGAACAGGGAUGGCUUCAUUGACAAGGAGGACCUGCAUGACAUGCUUGCCUCCCUUGGAAAGAAUCCAACAGAUGAAUACCUAGAUGCCAUGAUGAAUGAGGCUCCGGGACCCAUAAACUUCACGAUGUUCCUCACAAUGUUUGGUGAGAAGUUAAAUGGCACCGAUCCGGAAGAUGUAAUCAGGAAUGCUUUUGCUUGCUUUGACGAAGAAGCAACAGGUA
This is a messenger RNA of Oxyura jamaicensis (ruddy duck), 540 nucleotides long. Its product is annotated as myosin regulatory light polypeptide 9-like. Gene Ontology annotation, molecular function: calcium ion binding. The record is from RefSeq and is a predicted model, not a curated record. The annotation marks the transcript as partial. The transcript has 3 exons. NCBI's taxonomy places the organism in Eukaryota, Metazoa, Chordata, Aves, Anseriformes, Anatidae. Gene Ontology annotation, cellular component: cytoplasm.